Messenger RNA from Chroicocephalus ridibundus (black-headed gull), 1827 nucleotides. RefSeq names its product calponin 2 (gene CNN2). Lineage: Eukaryota; Metazoa; Chordata; Aves; Charadriiformes; Laridae. The transcript is spliced from 7 exons. The record is from RefSeq and is a predicted model, not a curated record. Gene Ontology annotation, cellular component: focal adhesion; actin cytoskeleton. The coding region runs from base 49 to 969 and encodes 306 amino acids. Gene Ontology annotation, biological process: actomyosin structure organization; actin filament organization. Gene Ontology annotation, molecular function: actin filament binding.
CGCUCCCGCGCCCCGCUCCGGUGCCGGCUCCGCGUCCCGCUCCCCGCCAUGAGCAGCUCCCAGUUCAACAAGGGCCCGUCCUACGGCCUCUCCGCCGAGGUCAAGAACCGGCUCGCCCAGAAGUAUGACCCGCAGAAAGAAGCCGAGCUGCGGACGUGGAUCGAGAGCGUCACGGGGCAGCAGAUCGGGCCCGAUUUCCAGAAGGGACUGAAGGACGGGGUGAUCCUCUGCGAGCUCAUGAACAAGCUGCAGCCCAACGCGGUGAGGAAGAUCAACCGCUCGGCUCAGAACUGGCACCAGCUGGAGAACCUCUCCAACUUCAUCAAGGCCAUGGCCAGCUACGGCAUGAACCCCGUGGACCUCUUCGAAGCCAACGACCUCUUUGAGAGCGGGAACCUGACGCAGGUGCAGGUGUCGCUGCUGGCGCUGGCGGGCAUGGCCAAGACGAAGGGGAUGCAGAGCGGCGUGGACAUCGGCGUGAAGUACUCGGAGAAGCAGCAGAGGAACUUCGACGAGGCCAAGAUGAAGGCUGGGCAGUGUGUGAUCGGGCUGCAGAUGGGCACGAACAAGUGUGCCAGCCAGUCGGGCAUGACGGCCUACGGCACCAGGAGGCACCUCUACGACCCCAAGAACCAGAUCCUGCCACCCAUGGACCACUCCACCAUCAGCCUCCAGAUGGGCACCAACAAGUGUGCCAGCCAGGUGGGCAUGACAGCUCCCGGCACCAGGAGACACAUCUACGACGCCAAGAUGGGGACGGAGAAGUGCGACAACUCCUCCAUGUCGCUGCAGAUGGGCUCCAACCAGGGCGCCAACCAGAGCGGCCAGGUCUUCGGCUUGGGCCGUCAGAUCUACGACCCCAAGUACUGCCCGCAGGGUAGCCAGGGCGAGGUGGCCAACGCCGCCUGCGACCAGAGCGGGGACCCCCCUGGGUACCACUACUACCGCGAGGAGGAGGAGAGCUACUGAGCGGGACGUCGCCCAGCCCCGUCUCGCACCAUCUCAUGUACAGACCCCCCCCCCCCGCCAGCAACAUUCCAGCCUCUACUUUCGUCAUUCCUUCUUUUUAAACUCUUUUAUUUUUUUUUUUGUUUUAAACGAAUCUAUUUUUCUGAGCGAGGAAAUAAAAACCCCGUUUCUAGAGAAGAGAGCGGCUGUUUCCCGCAGCCCGUGGGCAGCCCCGGGGCCCCAGCGCAGCCCCGGCGUUUGCAGCGGGAAGGCGGCGGAUGCUCCAGCGCCGAGGAGGGGACGGUGUCUCCUCUCACGCAGCCAAGAAGACGCGUUCCCACCCUGCACCCACUGCGCCCAGAUCACUCAGCAAGGAAAGGGGGCAGCCCCCCACGCUGCCCCCGGUGCCGCUUCUCCCUGUGCUGGCAGGACACGGCUCGGCAGAGGGUGGCUCGGGGUGGCAGGACACGGGGGGAGCACGGCCAGGAGAGCCCCCCAGGCGUGUGGGGGACCAGGAUGCUGCGGGGCUGAGGGGAUGGGGAUGCGUGUGUGCGUGCGGGUGGGCGCAGCAGCCUUGUGAUUUCUAGGAUUGAAGCUGGAAAUGCCUUUUUUGCAGAACUCGUAGGGACCAGGGUCCAUAGGGACCGAGGCCACAGGGCUGGGCUGGCACCCGGCACCCCCGGCACCUCUCGGAAAGCCACAGUGCCCCGGAGGCCUGGCGGAUCCCAGCCCAGGCUGGCUCCCACGGCCACGUCCUCCCCGCAGGGCGAUGCCCGAGCGCGGGCAGCUGCCGGGGGUGUCGGUGCACGGCGCAGCCCCUUGCUGCACCCCUCGGUUUCUUCGCCUCCCGUGGGGUUUGUAACGCAGAUGCUCUUCCAG